Messenger RNA from Brugia malayi, 426 nucleotides. RefSeq lists its product as uncharacterized. The record is from RefSeq and is a predicted model, not a curated record. The coding region runs from base 1 to 426 and encodes 141 amino acids. The transcript is spliced from 3 exons. Lineage: Eukaryota; Metazoa; Nematoda; Chromadorea; Rhabditida; Onchocercidae.
AUGCGCCUAAAUGCAAAAUACGUGUUCUGCGUUCAGCAUUGCUUGCUACGCUCUUCAGUUCUAUUCUUCUAUGCAAUAUUUUCACAGACCACAGCUUUGCGAUGCUACGUUAGUGGACCCACACCAAAUAACAAUAGUGUUGACGUUCCACUCCAGGAAUGUCACCCAACUGUAGUGUCCUGCAUGACAACAAUCAGUUGGGUAAACAAUUUCUCCUCGUUCUACUGCUCAACAAGAAAGUGCAUUACAAAGACUGGAGAGACCAGUUCUUCCACAACAUCGACAUUCUACAACACUGUAAACGAUUCGCAAACGAUCUACUGCUGUUACACAGAUGGAUGUAACUCUCAUUCUUCGACACGUUCCCUCAAAUCGAGCUUAUCUUUUAUGAUCCUCAUAACUGUCAUCUUCUUUCGCAUCAGUUGA